This is a messenger RNA of Botrytis fragariae, 1164 nucleotides long. RefSeq names its product putative benzoate 4-monooxygenase cytochrome p450 protein. Lineage: Eukaryota; Fungi; Ascomycota; Leotiomycetes; Helotiales; Sclerotiniaceae. The transcript is spliced from 7 exons. Gene Ontology annotation, molecular function: heme binding; monooxygenase activity; iron ion binding. The record is from RefSeq and is a predicted model, not a curated record. The coding region runs from base 1 to 1164 and encodes 387 amino acids.
AUGCCAGAAGCGUUGAAUGAUGUGUGCGAAACAUAUGGCUCAUUGGCACGUAUCGGACUAAAUGAUCUGAUUUGUAGUGAUACUGAUUUCAUUCGACGUAUGGGUACUGCAAAGUUAGGAUAUCGUCGAUCGAGAUUUUAUAGUUCUUUCGCUUUCAAUCCUGAUCAAGAUACUAUAUUAUCGACUGCAGAUGAGAAAAUUCAUGCCGACCUGAAAAUGAAGACUGCUGCAGGUUAUUCGGGCAAAGAUGUUGAAAACCUUGAACAAUCAAUUGAUAGGCAACUCAAUGCAUUCAUUAAUUUGAUUGAGCGAAAAUAUCUUUCAACGCCAACCAGUUUCCGACCCUUUGAAAUUGCUAAGAAGAUUCAAUACUUCACAUUGGAUGCAAUUACAGAUGUGGCUUUUGGGACGCCUUUCGGGUGUAUUGCUCAAGAUGACGAUAUGUAUGAUUACAUCAAGACUGUUGAACAACUACUACCGGCUGCUGUAGUUGCAGGAGUCUUGCCAGUUGCAAAAGUUAUUGUUGCGAAGCGAUUUGGAGAAUCAGAAGAGGUCCAGAAUGAUAUGCUUGGUUCUUUCAUUGCCCACGGACUCACUCAAGAAAAAGCCAAUUCCGAGACACUGCUUCAGGUAAUCGCUGCUGCUAUUGAUGAAGGCGUCAAAAAUGGCAAAAUAUCUUCCCUGGUAACUGAUAAUGAAGCAAGAGCCAUUCCUUAUUUGCAAGCAGUUACCAAGGAAGGUCCUCGGAAGUUUCCUGUAAUCGCUGGACUUCUACCAAAAAUGGUACCUGAAGGCGGCGAUAUUAUUAAUGGCUUUAGUAUCCCAGCUGGAACAGACGUUUCACUUAGUUUAACUACUAUUACGCAUUCGAAAGCUACGUUUGGGCCAGAUGCACAUAUUUUCAGGCCAGAAAGGUGGCUCGAAGGUGGCGACAAUGAUAAACUAAGAACAAUCAAUCUCGCAGCCGAUUUAGUAUUUGGAUCUGGGAAAUGGUCUUGUUCCGGGAAGAAUAUAGCUAUGAUGGAAAUGGGAAAGGUUCUUGUGGAAUUAUUCCGAAGAUUUGAUAUAUCCUUGGUAAAUCCGACCAAGCCGUGGAAGUCGUUCAGUGCCGGGGCAUAUAUACAAUCCGAUCUUUUAGUUCGGUUCGCGAAGAGAACACAUUGA